UUGAAUUGAUUUUUGUUAAUUUCAGAUCACACGCCUCCAAUAUGGUGAUAAGACGAAAAUAGAAAAAUAUUUUUAAUUACUCUUCUCUAAAAUACCUGGAAACUCAUAGUGCUAAAUGUAAAUAAUCACAAAAAAAUGAAGAAGAAAGUAUUGAAAUCGUUUGUCACAAGAAAGAAGAAGUCCUGUUUAAAGACUAAACUGAAAACGACUCGAAAAUCUCGAAAGAAGAAUGACGACAAGUUCGACUGUAGUUUUGUCGACGAGCUAAAGCUGAGAAGUCUGGACUCGUGUCUCCUGAAUCCUAACUAUGCGAUCAUAUGCGACUUUCUGAUAAAAUUCUCUGAUAUUUUAGAAUUGCCGACUGUACCGUUGAAAGAUCUACAACUUAUGAUAGGCUCGUCUGGAUCCCCCCACCAUGAUCUAGUUCGUAUCCACAUCCUUCUCCUUAGGAAGCUAAGACUUCCAAAGAUUAUUAUCAGUGAGAAGAAUUGGGAGAAAGCUUUAGUCCUGUUCUGUAAACGUGACGGAGAUCUUGAACUUGAAGGAGUUCAACUUGAAGGAACAGGAUACUCAGAUCUUAGUGUUAAUGUCAGGUUGGAAAUAUUAAAAUGUUUGAUGGAGGUUCAGUUUCUCUGCAACGAGGUAGUGAAGAAUGAAUGUGACCUGCUCCCUACUGAAGAAUUAAGACAGGAUCCUACAGGGCUUGAUAUACAGGGGAAUAUUUACUGGACACAGAUGUCAGAGGAGGGAGAUCUGAGAAUAUAUGCAGAGACGAGCUCCAGGGGUUCAUGGGAAACCGUAGCACAAACAAGAGAUAAUCUAGUCGAGUUUAUGGCAAAGCUAAAGCAGGAGAAGAUGUAUGUGGUUGAACAGGAGAAAUUAGCUGAGGCGAAGAAGAAAGAGGUGGAGGCCGAGUCGGAGAAAAUUGAUCUUGUGGAGGAACUACAGAAGGAGCAGGAGGCAGCUAAGGUAUAUAAGCCAGAGUAUGGAUGUGAAAUAUGUACUGUGGUAGCUAAGACUUCUCUUCAACUACGGGAACAUUAUUCUUCUAUACAUCUUACCAGGCAACUCAAGGAGAAGUUUCCUCAUCUUGUUGAGAAGAGAAUAUGUAAACUCUGUCAGUUUGAUGCUCGGACCACAAGGGAUGAUAGUGAGGAUGAUGAUGAUGAGGAUGAUCUGAUCUGGGUUCAUCUUGGGACUAUACAUGACAAGAUUAAUGUCGUUCUUAAGGAUGAAGGACUUGGACUUGUUCAGGAGAUAAAUAAACUCAAUUGUGAUAAAACAAGCUGUGAUAAUACUAAUAUGCAAGAAGAUUCAUCCAUGACUCUUCCAACCGAUGAUCUUCCACAAAAUUGCAAAUCUUCCUCACAAAGUCUGGAUCUCAAAAAUCCAGAAAAUGAAAACUAUGAUAAAAUUAUGCCUGAAGAUGCACAAAAAACAAAUGAUUCUGUUACUCAAUGUGAAGAUGAAAAAGAAAAAGAUAAUCCUAGUGAAGAGAACGAAGCUAACAAGGAGGAUGAAGAUACUCUCAAAGAUGGAAUGAAAAACGGUCAGUACGAGAGAAGAAGAAGUACCAGGUUAAACAAAGCUGGGUUGGAUCCAGUAAUUGAGAAAGCAAUCAGGGAGUCAGUAGAGCUUGAAAAGCUCAGAUUAAAGCAGGAGAAAGAAGACAAAAAAAGACUUGAACGCAAAUUGUCUUGUAAACUUUGCGGGUUGUACGAUUCAGACUCUAUAAACCCUGUAUAUACCUGUGCAUGUGGGUACAGCUGGCAUAAAGAUUGUACCAAACCAAAGCUAUAUUCCAGGCCAACAUUAAGCUGGAGAUGUCCUUUAUGUAACCACACUGGUCUGGUUGCAAUGUUACAACAGGUUUUGAUUGAGUUUGAUGCAAUGAUGGAGCAAGCACAACAACGCCGCCUAGCGAGACUCAGAGACAACAGGAGCGCCAGCAGUACAGGCGCAGGAAUUGAGGAGGAUGAGGACAGUGAGUAUGUCGAGAGUGUAGAGGAUGAGAGAACGAAUGAUGAUGAUGAGGCUGGAAGGAUAAAUGAAGGAGAAGGGGGUGUAGAGGAAGGGAUGAGGGAGAUGGUUGACGCUAUAGUGAAGGACAGGGAGACGAUGAAGCUGGUCGUCAACUACUGUGAGACGAGCGAGGAAGACGAGGUUGAGGAAGAUGAAGAAGAGAAAGAGUGGAAAAGAAUUAGGAGCACUUGUCUAUGUGAGGGCGCUGGGAAAUGUGUUUACUGCAAAAGAUUAAAGGGUUGUACAUGCGAGGGUGCUGGUACAUGCCGUCUGUGUGUAUCGCUUGAGAAGAAGGAGAGUAGUAGUGAUAGCUCCCUGGAGGUUAUUGAACACUCAGACAAUGAGAAUACGGACUUGAAGAUGUCUACAACGGAAUUGUUUCUUUUGACUGGUGAGACAAAAACCAUCCAAGUCCCUAAAAGCAAAAGAUUAUUCACACCGACUGGCAAACCUAGAAAAGGGGGCUCCGUCGUUUCGAAAGCAGAAAUUAUUAAUCUGACAGAUGACGUCACAAUUUAUCAAUCUUCCUCACGAAAACAAGCCUCUCCCAGAGGAAGUUUAACUCCAACGAGGGGAUAUUCUCCUUCAAGAGGUUCAACUCCUCGGGGUAGUUCAACUCCUAGAGGGGAAUCUAAUAGAGAAAUGACUCUGUAUAGGACUUUCCUUGGUAUUCCACUAAGUGCUCGAGGUACUCCACCAAGCGGAAGAGGGACUCCUAGAGGAACUCCGCAUAGUUCCCAUAUUGUAUCUGGAUAUCAGAACAGAAGCUUGGCUGACAGUGCCAGGCGUAGAAACUUGUUUCAGGAGAUUAUUGAUAUUGACGAGGACGAGGAUGAGGAUGAGAACGAGGAUUGGAUUUCUCCGGACUCUGCAGCAGCCAAAUAUUUUCCUGAGAGGAUCAGAUAUCCUGCACCUGCUCCUGCUCCUGUAGUGCGAGCAGCAACCCCUAGACGUACUCCAGCUCCUAUUCUCAGAAGGAAUAUGAGAGCAGCCGGUGCUUUUCAAGGUCGAGUAAUCCGAACAGGAAGAUCUCCUGCUUCUGGUCGAUCUUUUGUGCGUCCUCCAGUGGCCCAACGGACAUCUCAAGGUCAAAGAGUAGGACAAAAUGAUCUUCAGUAUGCUAUACAAUCUUGCGGAAAUCAGGAUGCGUACAAUGUUGGUGCGUAUGAAGAUGAUGCGUAUUUAAAUGAGCAAUACUCCACUGAGGAAGAUUACGAUGAUGUUUCAAACGCAGGAACUUAUGCCAACUUUAUGCCAAAUGUUUCUACCCAGAAAUACAGAACUGAGCAGUUGAGAUCUAUUGCUCUACCACAGCAGUCUCGCCCCCUUCGUCGACCUAAUCUAGCAUUACAGAGGCCACGACUAAUGAAUCAACGGCCUCAUCAAAGGCCUCAAAUGAUGCAUCCUCAGCGUCCGAGAAUCUCCCCGCAACUGUCAAUGUAUUCCCCUCAGCAACAUUUAUUAUCCUCACCUCGAGCUUUUACACCAAGAAUGACAAGAACAAAAACAAGAACAAGGCCAAUUAGAGGAUUAGAUGGGGCAUCAAGAGGAGCUUUGCUUCAAAACUCUUACCCAGGCCAGUCUAAUAUUCAGGCAGCUGGGUUUAAUCAACUACCUAACUAUGCAUCAGGAGGAUCCAGUGCACAUCCAGGAGUUAAAAGGAAAACUCUCAAAAUAAAUGCAUUCAGCGCUUCAAACUCUUAUCAGCAGGGGAAUAUGUUACGACAGACCAGUGAAGAAAUACUGUUAGACGAUGAAGACGACAUUUCAGAAGUUUCCCCGCCUACAACUAGCUCCUUCGUGAAUACAGGAGACGGUCUACACAUCCAACCAAGUGCAUCCUUUAACCAUCAUCUUAGUUCCUCCAGCGGUGCAUAUAACCAGUCCUCACCAUUGACCGAUAAUUACAACAAUUUUCCGACUGGAGAUUAUAUCUCGACGCAGACUAAACAGUAUGAUCUAACUCAAGAUGAACCUGAGGAAUUUGUGGAUACUGCCGAUUAUUCAAACGAGGAUUUCAGUAUUCAUUCAUCGGACGUUAUCGAAGAAAUUGAGCCAAGUAACGUUUACUCGACCUCUACCCAUUCAACAGCCAGCGGAGCCCGAGAAAAUUUGUCUGGCGCUGUUUUUAGCGAUAGAUUUGGCGCCAGGAAUAAUCUUGUUCUAGAUGAAGAGUUUGGUGCCAGGAUUCGUGAAGAGCUUGGUGAUCCUGGGGAACUGGGUCGAAAUGAAUCUGAGCUUGCUCGUCUUCCACCUGGUAUACUAGUCAGGAAAGUAUUGGAAGAGGAUAUAGUGGAACUUGAGUAAGUCUGGAACCGAAAAAUAUUUUUUAAAAGUCGCCUGUUGUACUUAUUUAUCAUGUUUACUUGGUAUCUUUGUACAUUAUUCAAGUCAUAAAACUUCCAAAAUUACUAAAAAAGCUUAAAUUUACAUAUAUCCGCUUUAAAUCUGUAUGUUCAAAUAUAAGCUAUGUAAAUUUACAAUUUGUUGAAAUCUCAUGUAAAUCAACAAUUAAACUAUAAAAAACCUAAAUAAAUCGAUCUCAGAAUUUA
Messenger RNA from Eurytemora carolleeae, 4574 nucleotides. RefSeq lists its product as uncharacterized. Gene Ontology annotation, cellular component: RSF complex. The record is from RefSeq and is a predicted model, not a curated record. Gene Ontology annotation, biological process: regulation of DNA-templated transcription. The coding region runs from base 136 to 4329 and encodes 1397 amino acids. The transcript is spliced from 27 exons. Lineage: Eukaryota; Metazoa; Arthropoda; Copepoda; Calanoida; Temoridae.